Messenger RNA from Knipowitschia caucasica, 927 nucleotides. The record is from the annotation of a GenBank genome assembly. NCBI's taxonomy places the organism in Eukaryota, Metazoa, Chordata, Actinopteri, Gobiiformes, Gobiidae.
AUGAAUUCGAGGGACGGACAGCGGACAGCGUCAUGCACUACGCCAAUACUGGUCCACAACCCCCACCUGGACGGACUCAAAGACGACGUCCUCUAUCACUUCAGUCUGGGAACAGAAACACAUGACCUCCCUGCAAUGUUUGGUGAUGUUAAAUUUGUUUGUGUCGGCGGUAGUCCAUGGAGAAUGAAAUCGUUCAUUGAAUACAUUGCUAGUAUACUUGGAAUGGAGGACCCCAAAGCAGAAUAUCCAAACAUCUGUGCUGGAACCGACCGCUACGCUAUGUACAAGAUUGGACCUGUGCUUUCUGUUAGUCAUGGGAUGGGGAUUCCUUCCAUCGCCAUAAUGUUACAUGAGUUAAUAAAGUUGCUGCACCACGCACACUGUACCGAUGUCACCAUUUUCCGCAUCGGGACCUCUGGGGGAAUAGGGCUGGAACCUGGCACUGUCGUCGUCACCAAACAGUCAGUGGAUGCAAACUUCCUGCCUAAGUUUGAGCAGGUGAUUCUGGGUAAAACUGUGAUGCGGAACACAGACCUGGACUCAGGCCUGGCCCAGGAGCUGAUGGACUGUAGUCAGGAGCUCGGCCAGUUCCACACGCACUCGGGGAACACCAUGUGCACCAUGGACUUCUACGAGGGUCAAGCACGCCUGGAUGGUGCUUUCUGCUCUUACACGGAGGAAGACAAACAAGAGUAUCUUCGAAACGCUCAAAAUGCAGGAGUUUGCAACAUUGAAAUGGAGUCGUCGGUCUUUGCUGCUAUGUGCAAGAUGAGCGGCCUUCGUGCGGCCGUGGUGUGUGUGACGUUACUCGACCGUCUUAAAGGAGACCAGCUGACCGGCACUCACGACGUCCUCAACACUUAUCAACAGAGACCUCAGAUCCUGGUGGGACACUACAUCAGGAAGCACCUCACUCGCAACAAAUGA